This is a messenger RNA of Opisthocomus hoazin, 2724 nucleotides long. The record is from RefSeq and is a predicted model, not a curated record. NCBI's taxonomy places the organism in Eukaryota, Metazoa, Chordata, Aves, Opisthocomiformes, Opisthocomidae.
CUAGCUUUCUGCAGAGGGCGUGUUGUGAGGGUGCCCAAGGGUCCUCUUAUUCGAGUCGUGGGCACAGAAGUGGUGAUCCCUUGCAGCGUUAGUGACUACGAUGGACCCAGUGAACAGAACUUUGACUGGGAGUUCUCCCGGGAGACUGACUUUCUGCGGAUAGUGAGUACCUGGGAUUCUACAUUCACCUCUGAGGAGUACCAAAAACGUGUGGGCAACGGGGAUAUCAAACUGAGACGGAGCAGCAACGAUGCUGUGGAACUUGUGAUUAGAAACAUCCAGCAGACUGACCAGGGGAGAUACAAAUGCUCCACGCCCAGCACUGAUGCCACCGUUCAGGGAAAUUAUGAUGCAGAGGUCCAAGUGAAAGUGAUUUCUGAUGGCUUGUUGGUGAGUGGUUCAAAAGGACGUUCCUCAAUGUCUCUCAGGCUGUCUGAGGGUGACUCCUUCAAGUUGCGCUGCUCAGCAAUUACCGCCUCACCAGAGCACACUCACCUGCAUGUGACUUGGCAGAUCAAAAGUGGAUCAACUUGGCGAGACAUCCUAUCUUUGACUCAUGAGGGCAAAUUUCAGCCAGGUCCUGGCUAUGAAGAGCGCUACCGUAAUGGAGAUAUCCGCCUGGACACGGGAGCAAAUGACACAUAUUGGUUAUCUGUAUCCCAGGCCUCAUCGGUGGAUGGGGGUGCCUACAGAUGUCUUGUGAGCGAGUGGGUGAGAGGGGCAGACAGCUCAUGGCAGAAGAUUCAGGAGAAGAGCGUGGAGAUAGCAAGUGUGGCAAUCCAACGAACUGCUCUAGAUGUGGUCAUCUCAACAAACAAUGUGUCUGUGACCGAAAAAGACUCCCUGGAUCUUACAUGCAACAUCACAACAGACAGGAGUGGUAUUUUCCAAGCAGAGGUGAUGUGGUAUUUUUCUGCAUCACCUGAUGAUACCUUGUCAGAUGCUCAGGUUUUGCUGAGCAUGGACCGUGAUUCUGUUGUCAGUGAUUCAACUCGCAUCAGCCUGAGCCAUGUAGAUAGGAACUCCUAUCGCCUGUUGGUGCGUGAUGUGGAUGUAGAAGACUCUGGCUAUUACUUCUGCCAAGCAGCUGUUUGGGUACCACUGCACAACGGAAGCUGGUAUAAGGUGGUGGAGAGGACAUCUGCACCGGUCAGUGUGGUGGUGACAACAUUAGAGCCAGUCUAUGAGGUGUUUCUGAAUGCCUCUAAAACACCCAAGUUUUCAGAUGACCCUACAGAGCUCAACUGCAGGAUCACAAACGCGCAGGACACCGAAGCAAACAUCCGCUUCACAGUUUCCUGGUACUACCGGCCGCGCCUGCGCAGUGACGAUGUGGUGGCAGAAGAGCUCCUGGCCACGAUGGAUGCGGACUGGACUCUGCUGCUUGGAGACAGGAGCAGAGAGCGGACUCGAAAUGGGGAAAUAAUCUUCUCUAAAAAGACUGCUGACACCUUCAGUUUACGAAUCCAGUGGACUUCAGAAAGUGACAGAGGGGAUUACUUCUGUGUCAUCUCUGCAUGGAGUAGGCACCGCAACAACAGCUGGGUAAAGAACAAAGAUGUGACUUCUGCACCUGUCAGCAUUUUCUGGGCUACUCAAGAUUACAUGCUGACAGUGGAGGCAGUGAAAUUGAAGCCAUUCUUUGUAGCAGGCCACACCUUUGAGAUGACAUGCAAAGUGUCUUCAAAAAACAUCAAGACGCCACGCUAUUCUGUCCUCAUUACAGCUGAGAAGCCACUAACGGAUCGGUCGAAUCCCAAUGGAACAACUCGCAUCAUCUCCUUGAACCAGGAUUCAGUAGUGCGACUGGAAGACUGGACAGACCAGACUCGUGUGGACGGUGUGGUUCUAGAGAAGGUCCAGGAGAAUGAGUUCCGCUACAGGAUGUAUCAGACUCAGAUUUCUGAUGCUGGGCUGUAUCGCUGUGUGGUGACUGCCUGGUCUCCAGGUGGUGGUGGCAUGUGGCGUGAAGCAGUGAAUGGCUUAUCCAACCCCAUCCAGAUAGACUUCCAGACAUCAGGUCCUGUCUUUAAUGUCUCGGUGCAUUCUGACAACCCAACGGUUUACCAAGGUGAACUGGCAGAUUUGCUGUGUAUCGUCACAACAGAAGGAAUGGCACUUGACCCAGAUGAUAUGUCCUUUGAUGUCUCCUGGUUUGCUGUGCGCUCCUUUGCAUUGGACAGAGAGCCUGUCUUGCUGGCCUCGCUGGACCGGAGAGGGAUUGUCACGCAGAGCAGGAGAAAUGGGAGCAGUGACCUCAGCCUGGAGAGAAUCAGCCCACUGGAAUUCCGGCUCCGCGUGCAUGGCUGUGAGGACCAUGACUUUGGGAACCACUACUGCGUAGUGACCCCGUGGGUGCGAUCUGCCACCGGCAUAUGGCAGCGGGAACCUGACAUCAAAGCCAAACCCAUCUUUCUGUCUGUGAAAAUGGAUGUUCUGAAUGCUUUCAAGUAUCCCCUGUUGAUUGGCAUUGGUCUGGCCACUGUCAUUGGACUCUUAUCCUGCCUCAUUGGCUACUGCAGCUCCCGUUGGUGCUGCAAGAAGGAAGUGCAGGAAACAAGACGAGAGCGUCGCCGGCUAAUGUCGAUGGAGAUGGACUGAGCGUGGGAGCCAGACACACUUGCGUUUCGGGAGAGACUCACGGGGCUCUUGGACUGUGCUGAGACACUUGCUCACAGGCCCAGACAAGACAGUGCAUUUCCUCUCUGAUUUCAGCCUGGACCU